AUGGCACUACUUUUCAUGACAGUCAAAGGGAAAUCCGCUCAGUCAUCUCCAAUCCGACGGAUUUCUUUCCUCAUCAAUGCCUCUGAUCCACUUCCAUACAGAAGAAUACUCACUUGUGGCAGGCAGGAUGUUCUCUCUACCAUCAAAUCCACCUCUGCCGCUGCUGUCAUUGCCGCUGCCGACGCUGACGUAGAAGUGGAGAGCGGAGUCAAGGCCUCUGCUAACGAUGCCGAAUUGGAUAGUUCUGUCACUGUCGCCACCACCAGCGUGGCCCACCCAAGCCAGGCCUCUACUCCAGUCUCACCCCUUACUCUCCUCUUCGUCCCGCUUCUUGCGCAGUUUAACAUCCAUCUACACCUUCUCAUUCGAUGA
Echinococcus granulosus is the source of this 372-nucleotide messenger RNA. RefSeq lists its product as hypothetical. Bases 1 to 372 code for a protein of 123 amino acids. The transcript has a single exon. NCBI's taxonomy places the organism in Eukaryota, Metazoa, Platyhelminthes, Cestoda, Cyclophyllidea, Taeniidae. The record is from RefSeq and is a predicted model, not a curated record.